Cordyceps fumosorosea ARSEF 2679 is the source of this 2457-nucleotide messenger RNA. Its product is annotated as peroxisomal ABC transporter. The record is from RefSeq and is a predicted model, not a curated record. The transcript is spliced from 3 exons. Gene Ontology annotation, cellular component: peroxisomal membrane. The coding region runs from base 1 to 2457 and encodes 818 amino acids. Lineage: Eukaryota; Fungi; Ascomycota; Sordariomycetes; Hypocreales; Cordycipitaceae. Gene Ontology annotation, biological process: fatty acid beta-oxidation; peroxisome organization; very long-chain fatty acid catabolic process. Gene Ontology annotation, molecular function: ATP binding; ATP hydrolysis activity; ABC-type transporter activity.
AUGGCUGCGCAGUCGACGCUGCGCAGCACCGCCGCUGAGCAGGCCAUCGCGGCCUUCUUCGACAAGUGGACCGGUGCCGCCAAGUCGCGAUUCCGCCACAGCUCCCGCGCAACCCGCAUCCUCGCGACGCUCGCCUUCAUCGCCUCCCUCGUCGUCAGCGCCGAGGGCACGCGCCGCUGGUGGAAGAGGAGCUCCCACGAGCACGAGCAGGGCCGCAAGCUGGUGCGCACCAACUCGUGGCUGCACAACGAUGAUGGCUCGCGCACCAUCUACGUCCCGUAUAAGCACGGCACCUCCAAAGUCACAAUCAACACCACUAAGCCUCUGACCUUUGAAGCCCACCGGCGGCUCUUUCUCAACCCACCCCGUGUCUCUGGCCUGGGCGACGCCGCGGUGCCUUCAGCUCAGACAAAGCCUGGCCUGAACCUGGCCUUCCUCCACCAGUUCCUCAGCCUCAUGAGCAUCAUGAUCCCGCGCUGGACUAGCAAAGAAGCCGGUCUGCUACUCAGCCAUGGCAUCUUCCUCAUGCUACGAACCUAUCUGUCACUUGUUGUCGCACGUCUAGAUGGCGAAAUUGUUCGCGACCUGGUUGCAGGAAACGGAAAGGCCUUUGCCUGGGGUAUCGCCAAGUGGCUCGGUCUUGGAGGAUUCGCAUCCUAUACCAACGCCGCGAUCAAGUUCCUCGAAUCCAAGGUGUCUAUUGCCUUCCGCACACGACUAACAAGAUAUAUCCACGAUCUGUACCUCAACGAGAACAUGAACUACUAUAAGCUAUCAAAUCUCGACGGCGGCAUCGGUCAAGGAGCCGAUCAAUUCAUCACACAAGAUCUCACUCUCUUCUGCGCCGCUGCUGCAAACCUGUACUCGUCUCUCGGAAAGCCGUUUAUCGACCUCUGCGUCUUCAACUUCCAGCUAUACCGAUCACUGGGGCCUCUAGCCCUGACUGGCCUGAUGAGCAACUACUUCCUGACUGCAAGCAUCCUUCGCAGAUUAUCCCCGCCAUUUGGAAAACUCAAGGCUGUAGAGGGCCGGAAAGAGGGCGAUUUCCGCAGUCUCCAUGCUCGUUUAAUUGCCAAUGCCGAAGAAGUCGCGUUCUAUGGCGGCGCUGACACGGAAAAGACGUUCCUUAACAAGGAGUACAAGUCGCUCAAGAGCUGGAUGGAGGGCAUUUAUAUGCUCAAGAUCCGUUACAACAUUUUGGAGGACUUUAUCCUCAAGUAUAGCUGGAGUGCUUAUGGCUAUUUGUUGGCCUCGCUACCGGUCUUUUUGCCAGCUUGGGGUGGCGUUGGAGGACUCUCAGAGAUGGUGGACCACGUUCAAAAGGGUGGCCGUGAACGCAACCGAAUGAAGGAUUUCAUUACGAACAAGCGGCUCAUGCUAUCACUUGCUGAUGCAGGUGGUCGCAUGAUGUACUCGAUCAAGGAUUUGGCCGAGCUUGCCGGCUACACCAGCCGUGUAUACACGCUCAUCUCUACUCUGCACCGAGUCCAUGCCGACGCAUACUAUCUGCGCAACGCACAAAAUGAGCUCUACUCGCUCUCCGACGUUCAAGGAACCAUUCAAAAGGGCUUUGACGGUGUUCGGUUCGAGCAGGUCCCCAUUGUGGCCCCCAGUCUGUGGCCACAGGGCGGCGAUGAGCUGGUAGACUCGCUUUCCAUGAUUGUUCGAAGCGGCGAGCACCUGCUAAUUUCUGGGCCCAACGGCGUCGGCAAGACGGCCAUCGCGAGAGUUCUGGCUGGCCUUUGGCCCGUCUACCGCGGCCUGGUCAGCCGGCCCAAGAACAUUGGCGAGGAUGGCGUCAUGUUCUUGCCCCAGCGCCCGUAUCUCAGCCCCGGUACUCUCCGCGACCAGGUCAUCUACCCGGACGGCCACUUGGACAUGCGUCUGAAGCGCAAGUCCGAGGAUGACCUGAAGCGUGUGCUGGACGAGGCUAAGCUUGGAUACCUACCCGACCGCGAGGGCGGCUGGGAUACACGCAAGGAGUGGAAGGAUGUACUGAGUGGUGGUGAGAAGCAACGUAUGGGCUUUGCUCGCUUGCUGUACCACGAGCCCAAGUACGCCAUCAUCGACGAGGGUACCAGCGCCGUUUCUAGCGAUGUCGAAGGACUCCUCUACGAAAUGUGCAAGGAGAAGGGUAUCACCCUCAUCACAAUUUCUACCCGCGCAUCGCUUAAGAAGUACCACACCUACAACCUGGUCCUCGGGCAAGGCGAGACCGGCGACGAGUGGGAGUUCGAGCGCAUCGGCACAGAGCGCGAGAAGCUUCAGGUGGAGAAAGAGCUGCAGGAGAUUCGCGAGAGGCUGGCACAGGUUGACGAGUGGAAGCAAAGACGACAAGACAUCGACAAGGAGCUGGCGGCAGUGUGGACGGACCAAGGCGAGUCCCUCGAGGCGCCCGAGUAUAUCGAGUCGUCCGAGACUGCUGGCGAAGAGGCGGCGGAGGCUACAACUGCAUAG